Messenger RNA from Rhagoletis pomonella (apple maggot), 1969 nucleotides. RefSeq names its product T-complex protein 1 subunit beta (gene CCT2). The transcript is spliced from 4 exons. The record is from RefSeq and is a predicted model, not a curated record. Gene Ontology annotation, cellular component: chaperonin-containing T-complex; cytosol. The coding region runs from base 111 to 1718 and encodes 535 amino acids. Gene Ontology annotation, biological process: protein folding. Gene Ontology annotation, molecular function: ATP hydrolysis activity; ATP-dependent protein folding chaperone; ATP binding. NCBI's taxonomy places the organism in Eukaryota, Metazoa, Arthropoda, Insecta, Diptera, Tephritidae.
UUGGUUGUUUGUGUGUAUCGCGUGAGGAGCAUUGACUCAUUCGCCAUUUUUAUUUUUUCCAUUUGUCGUUUUUGGGUGUUGCUGCAGACGGAAAAAUAAAAAUCAUCAAAAUGGAGAUGUCAUUGAAUCCAGUGCGUGUGCUGAAGAGCGAGGCUCAAGAGGAGAAAGCUGAAAUGGCCCGCCUGUCGUCAUUUAUAGGUGCCAUUGCCAUUGGCGAUCUCGUUAAAAGCACUUUGGGGCCAAAGGGUAUGGACAAAAUCCUAGUAGCUCAUGGCCGUAAUGCUGGUCAAGUUGAAGUAACAAACGACGGCGCAACCAUUUUACGAGCGGUGGGUGUAGACAAUCCCGCCGCCAAAAUAUUGGUAGACAUGUCGCGUGUUCAAGAUGAAGAAGUUGGAGAUGGUACUACUUCAGUGACAGUGUUAGCGGCAGAACUUUUACGAGAAGCUGAGAAAUUGGUUGAACAAAAACUACACCCUCAAAUUAUCAUAGCUGGCUGGCGUUUAGCUACUGAGGUGGCACGAGAAGCACUUAUAAAAGCUUCCCAGGACAAUUCUGCAAAUGAUGUAAAAUUUAAGGAAGAUUUGCUGAACAUUGCCAGAACAACAUUGUCGUCGAAAAUUUUGCAUCAACACAAAGAAUUUUUUUCAAAACUAGCUGUGGACGCUGUUUUGCGACUUAAAGGCUCAGGAGAACUGCAUGCAAUUCAAAUAAUCAAAAAGACUGGUGGUACAUUGGAUGACUCAUUCUUAGAUGAAGGUUUUCUAUUAGACAAGAAGCCAGGCGUGCAUCAACCUCAGCGAAUUGAAAAAGCGAAAAUUCUUAUUGCGAAUACACCAAUGGAUACUGACAAGAUCAAAGUAUUCGGAAGUACAAUCAAGGUUGAUUCUUUAGCAAAGAUUGCCGAUCUGGAACUAGCAGAAAAGGAGAAAAUGAAAGAUAAGGUUCAAAAAAUACUUAACCACAAUUGUAAUGUCUUCAUCAACCGCCAACUUAUUUACAAUUAUCCUGAGCAAUUAUUCGCGGACGCUGGUGUUAUGGCCAUUGAACAUGCCGACUUCGAUGGAAUCGAACGUUUAGCACUAGUUACAGGUGGUGAAAUCGUUUCGACUUUCGACAACCCAUCUUUGGUCAAAUUGGGCGAAUGUGACGUCAUCGAGCAAGUGAUGAUUGGCGAAGACACACUUUUACGUUUCAGUGGCGUAAAAUUAGGUGAAGCCUGCACAGUUGUGAUACGCGGUGCUACACAACAAAUCAUAGAUGAAGCUGAUCGUUCAUUGCACGAUGCACUAUGUGUUCUUGCAGCUACGGUAAAAGAAUCGCGUAUUGUUUACGGUGGCGGUUGCUCUGAAGCGCUUAUGGCCAAUGCUGUGUUGAAAAAGGCUGCCGAAACUGCCGGAAAGGAGGCGAUCGCAAUGGAAGCUUUUGCAAGAGCUUUACUGGCAUUACCUACAGCUAUUGCCGACAAUGCUGGGUAUGAUUCAGCGCAGUUAGUGUCGGAGUUACGUGCUGGACAUGCGCAAGGUAAAUCUACAGCUGGUUUGGACAUGGAAAAGGGUAAAGUUGGCGAUAUGAAAGAACUCGGUAUCACAGAAUCGUUUGCUGUAAAGCGACAGGUAUUAAUGUCUGCUGCUGAGGCAGCCGAGAUGAUAUUACGUGUUGAUGACAUCAUAAAAUGUGCACCACGAAGACGUGUACCAGACCGAGGUUAUUGUUAGAUUUUAAGUUCUUAUUUAAUGUAUUAUUUUGUCAAAAAGGAAAAAAAGAUGGAAAAAUUCACUUAACACCCUAAUGUUCUAAUAAAUUGGUCGCCUAACUGUAUUUAACAAAUGGAAAUUGGAAUUACCCAAUUAGCCCCUUAAUGGUUUUAGCUAUUACUUUACAGCACGAAGUAUUCAGAAUAGCGUGCUAGCUCUAAGCACAUUCUCAUUUUAAUUUACAAUAAAUUUGUUAAUAACUUAAAUCAAAA